This is a messenger RNA of Eremomyces bilateralis CBS 781.70, 906 nucleotides long. RefSeq lists its product as uncharacterized. The record is from RefSeq and is a predicted model, not a curated record. The transcript has a single exon. The coding region runs from base 276 to 899 and encodes 207 amino acids. Lineage: Eukaryota; Fungi; Ascomycota; Dothideomycetes; Eremomycetales; Eremomycetaceae.
UCAUGAUGUCCCAGUGCAAUUCCUACCGAGAUCGGGCGAGAUGGCACGUCGGCCGGGAUGGAGGAAGGUGUCGAUCGAUAUUUUCUAACAUCAGGUUAUAUAAUUCGGUUGUCGCGAAUCAUCUCCUUCACCACCGGAACCAGCAGGAUAACUCCAUCUACCGUAACCAAUCCCUUCAAAGACCUUUGCAAGACUGAGUCAGAAAACCAAACCGGCCUCUACCCUGUCCACACUGAGCUCAACAGCCUCUCGUCACGAGAAAAGAUCACAACGCAAUGGAGCAUUCGAUAGAGAUGCUACCGCACGAAAAAGCCUCAAUGCAGGGCCGUACUCUCCAGGUUGACUUCUCCUGGAAGGACUUCACAGCGAAAGUCGUCGGGAAAGACGAUCCAGAGGCAAAACCAGUCUACCUCGUCGACUUCAAAUCGCUCAAGCCCCAUCUGGUUUUCAAGCGUGCCGAGGACGAGUCGACCUUUGGCACCGGCUCACUGCACACCUUCGGCAUCGAUGCCGACUGCGAGUUGAACAAUCAGUCCAUCACGCUUAAAGCACAGAAGCGCUUUAAGGUCGAGUAUACCCACCAGUCCCGCACCUACUCCGACACUGACGAGCCCGUAACCAUGCACUGGACCAGAGACAGCGACUUCAGGGUCUGGGAUUUCAUCUGCAUGGACGCCGAUCAAAGCCCCGUCGCGAAGUAUUCCGUAAACUGCUGGGCUUUCAAGAAAAUCGGCACUAUCGAAUUCAUGGGGCCGAAAGCGAACAGUGAUGCCGUGAAGCAGGAGAUAUUGGUCAUGGGAUUGACGCUCUACUACUGCGUUGCACGCCGAUCGACCAGUAUUCUGUCAUUCUUUGGCGCCCUCUUCUCGCAGCCGAGCCACAAAAGCAAAACGGAGUGAGAAGCGC